AUGUUUGAACAAAAGCGAACUGAUGGAAGGCGCUUGUUGAAACGAAAUGCGAUUCCCACCAUAUUCUCUCAUACCCCAGAGAAAAAAUCUAGGAAAUCUCCAAAGAAAAGAUCUCCUGUUAAGAAAACAUUUGUAGCUGGGUGUGGUUUUUCUAUUAAAGAAGAAACUGAAUCUAUUCUUAUGGAUAAAGGUAAUGUUUCUAUUAAAGAAGAAAUGGAAGAAGAAACGGAGUCUGUUUUUAUAGAUAAAUGUGGAGUUUCUAUUAAAGAAGAAAUUGAAUCUUUUAUUAUGGAUAAAGGUAAUGUUUCUAUUAAAGAAGAAAUAGAAGAAGAAACGGAAUCUGUUUCUAUAGAUAAAUGUGGAGUUUCUAUUAAAGAAGAAACUGAAUCAGUUCGUAAGUGUUUAUUUUUUUACUACUUAAAUUACUGA
Messenger RNA from Nezara viridula (southern green stink bug), 429 nucleotides. The record is from the annotation of a GenBank genome assembly. Lineage: Eukaryota; Metazoa; Arthropoda; Insecta; Hemiptera; Pentatomidae.